GUCUCCUGGAGUGGACGCGCCGCUCCUUGGAGCACCUCGUCGUCUCCACACCUAACCACCUCCGGAUCUCAUGGGUCGACCUUGAUCUUGUGCGUCUAAGUUGUCACAUGAUAUGACCCAAUCUCGCGAGGUGUUGGCAGUGAUGGACAACCACACCACGACCUUCGGUCGCAAGCGAGGCUGCAGGAUCUCGCCCUGUGGGGCUUUCCUGAUGGGCGCCACUUUUCUCCUGGGUCUGGUGGCGACGGGUCUCCUGGUAUACCAUUUUGCCCCCUGCCUCGAUGGGAAGAAGAUCACCGCCUAUGAUGAUCUCCAUGACGGCCCUAUGAUGAGAACCGCGAGGACCUUCUCCUCGAGGCAGGCCAACAAAAAGAACCUGGACGUCAGGCUGCCCAAGUCGGUGGUCCCUGAUUCCUACGAGCUGAAGCUGGUCCCCUUCAUAUGGGAAGGGAACUUCACGUUCAAUGGCGAGGUGAAAAUCCUGGUGAACGUCACGAUGGACACCAGGAACGUCACUCUUCAUGCCCUGGACAUGAAGAUCGACGAAGGGUUCACCAACGUCAAGGAGCUGGUCACCGUUCGCGGCGUUCCCACCAAGACCAGGCAGAUUCGAGUCGAAGAACAAAGGAACGACACCUUGCGACAGUUCCACGUGAUCAGCACUGCGGAAACCCUGAAAGCUGGCAGACAGUACCUGGUGCACAUGAAGUACAUCGGCUACUUGAACGACUAUCUCCAGGGCUUCUAUCGAAGUUCCUACACCGUCGGCAACCAAACUAGAUGGAUCGCGACCACGCAGUUCCAGCCCACGGAUGCAAGGAGGGCCUUCCCCUGCUUCGACGAGCCUGCCCUGAAGGCUAAGUUCCAGAUCAGCAUCGCCAGGCCCAAGAACAUGAGCUCCAUAUCCAACAUGCCUAGAAAGGGCGACCCGAAGCCUGUACCAGGAGUUCCCACUUACUUGUGGGACCAUUACGAGCGCUCAGUGCCCAUGUCCACCUAUUUGGUUGCUUUCAUCGUCUCGGAUUUCAAGGUGUUGAAGUCCAAGUCCGGUAAUUUCGGUGUCUGGGCCCGCAACGAAGCCAUCAACCAAUCACUAUACAGCUUGGAUAUCGGUCCAAGGAUUCUGGAAUACUUCGAGGGGUACUUCAAGAUCAAGUUCCCUCUGCCCAAGAUCGACAUGGUCGCUCUUCCCGACUUCUCUGCUGGUGCCAUGGAGAACUGGGGACUCAUCACCUACAGGGAGACGGCCAUGUUGUACCAACAAGGCGUCUCCACCAGCAGCAACCAGCAUCGCGUUGCUACCGUUGUUGCUCAUGAACUAGCUCACCAAUGGUUUGGCAACCUCGUGACACCUAGCUGGUGGACGGAUUUAUGGUUGAACGAAGGGUUUGCCAGUUACGUGGAGUACCUAGGAAUGAAUGCCGUGGAACCGCAGUGGAGGGUCCUCGAGCAGUUCGUGGUCCAUGAGGUGCAAAACGUCUUCGGCUUGGAUGCUUUGGAGUCCUCGCAUCCGAUAUCGAUUGAAGUUGGCCAUCCGGAUGAGAUCAACGAGAUAUUCGAUAGGAUUUCUUACGGGAAAGGGGCCUCGAUAAUUCGGAUGAUGGACCAUUUUUUAACCACCGACGUCUUCAAGCAGGGAUUGACGAACUACUUGAAUGGCAAAGCCUAUCAAAGUGCUGAACAGAACGACCUGUGGGACGCUUUGACGCUUCAGGCACACAAGGAUAAUGUCCUAUCACAAGAUGUCACCGUAAAACAGAUCAUGGACACUUGGACCCUCCAGACUGGGUUUCCAGUGGUCACCGUUAAGAGGGACUACAACAAUGGCGAAGCCGCCCUUACGCAAGAAAGGUUCAUGCUGCGAAAUGGAACGGUGAUGUCUACAACGGGCGAGGAACCUCGUUGGUGGAUUCCAAUUACCUACACCUCGGAGAACCGAAAAAGUUUCGAUAACACCCAUCCAUCGCACUGGAUGAAAGCGGAGCCGAGUCUUACCCUAAGAAAUCUGUCCGCUGGUCCGACAGAAUGGGUGAUCUUCAACGUCCAAGAAACCGGGUACUACCGAGUGAACUACGACCAGAUGAACUGGCAACUCAUAAUCAAGCAGCUCAACAACGAGAACUUCAAGAGCAUCUCCACCAUCAACAGAGCCCAGCUGAUAGAUGAUGCGUUGAAUCUGGCCAGAGCUGGUCGACUGGAUUACGCCACGGCUUUGGAUGUGACAUCUUAUCUCGCUCAUGAGACGGAAUAUCUGCCCUGGAAGGCUGCCUUUACUGCCAUGAGCUACCUGGACAACAUGCUAAUCAAGGCCCAGGGUUACGACAAGUUUAGGGUCUACGCCCUGAAGUUGCUGGACAACGUGUACAAUCAAACCGGCUUCAUAGACAGUCCCGAUGACUCCCAGCUGACCGUCUUCACCCGCGUCGACGUCCUCAGCUGGGCCUGCAGCUUCGGGCACGACGACUGCGUCCACAAUGCCAUCAGGCAGUUCCUAAACUGGCGGAACACGCCAAAUCCUGACAAGAACAACCCGAUCUCGCCGAAUCUGAAGAGCGUCGUCUACUGCACGGCUAUCAGAGUGGGUGGCCAAGCCGAGUGGGAGUUCGCUUGGCAGCGAUAUCUGGAGACCAACGUCGGUUCUGAAAAGGACCUGUUGCUCCAUGCUCUGGGAUGCACCAAGGAGGUUUGGAUCCUGCACCGGUACCUGGACUGGGCCAUCACCGAGAGCUCUGGGAUCAGGAAACAGGACGUGGUCAGAGUCUUCGGAUCUGUCGCCAACAACGUCAUCGGCCAACCGCUGGCUUUCAACUACUUCAGGAACAAGUGGUCACGGCUUAAGGAAUACUUUGGCACGUCAUUUCUGAGCAUCAACCACAUCGUCAAGUCCUCCACCAAGAGAAUAAACACCAAAUACGAACUGAAAGACUUGCUGGAAUUCGCCACCGAGCACAAGGACGAGCUGGCGUCGGCGUCGCGAACCGUACAACAAGCCAUAGAACAAGCGGAGGCCAACAUCCGGUGGCUGGAGAGGAACCAUGUGACGAUCCGGGACUGGCUGCAGAGGAACACGGCGUAA
This is a messenger RNA of Orussus abietinus, 3076 nucleotides long. It is a transcript of the gene superdeath, whose product is annotated as aminopeptidase N. Bases 113 to 3076 code for a protein of 987 amino acids. The record is from RefSeq and is a predicted model, not a curated record. Gene Ontology annotation, biological process: peptide catabolic process; proteolysis. Gene Ontology annotation, cellular component: cytoplasm. NCBI's taxonomy places the organism in Eukaryota, Metazoa, Arthropoda, Insecta, Hymenoptera, Orussidae. Gene Ontology annotation, molecular function: peptide binding; metalloaminopeptidase activity; zinc ion binding. The transcript has 15 exons.